CAUAUAUCGAAUCGCAUUUCAUGCAUUCGUCUCUCAUUACUCCUGACUAAACCGUGGGAGGAUCAUGGCUUCUCUCCUCCAAGCCCUCGGCGACUUCCCUCGUCGCCUUGCGGUGUUCCUUGACCGCCCAGGCUUCCCGUGGAAGAGACUGAUCCUGGGAUUUUCUCUCGGUCAAUAUGUGCUCGAAGGUCUCCUCUCAUUAAGGCAGUACAAGGUGCUGCAAAAGAAGAAGCCGCCGAAGACGCUGGAAGAUGAAAUCUCCCAGGAUGUUUUCGACCAAAGUCAAGCAUAUGGUCGCGCAAAGGCUAAAUUUGGCUUCGUCUCCGGCCUCUACUCCCAAAUCCAAAACGUCCUCUUCAUUCAAUACGAUGUCUUACCUAAGCUCUGGUCGUUGACAGGUCUCUGGCUGGCCCAUUACUUUCCCAGUCGAUUCUCCGGCGAGAUUUCCCAUUCGGUGCUCUUCUUCUUGACCUUCAGUUUUAUCUCUCAGAUUUUGGCGCUGCCGCCUUCGUACUACAGCACUUUCGUUCUGGAAGAGAAGUUCGGUUUCAAUAAACAAACUGUCAAGUUGUGGAUCACGGAUAUGCUGAAGGGCCAGGCGUUGAUGGUCGCAUUGGGGACGCCUUUGCUCAGUGCCUUUCUCAAGAUCAUCCAGGUGACGGGCACAAGGUUCUUCUACUAUCUUUGGCUCUUUGGGAUUGUCGUGCAACUCUUCGCUAUCACGAUUUAUCCGAUCUUUAUCCUCCCUCUGUUCAACAAGCUCUCUCCUCUCGAACCUGGAGAACUUAAAUCUGGAGUGGAGGCAUUGGCGCAGAGGCUCAAGUUCCCCCUGAAAUCGCUUUACGUCAUCGAUGGAAGCAAACGGAGUGCGCAUAGCAAUGCGUACUUCUUCGGGCUCCCGUGGAAGAAACACAUUGUCAUUUACGAUACUUUGAUCGAAAAGAGUGAGCCUCAAGAAGUAGUGGCGGUCUUGGGUCAUGAGCUAGGACAUUGGAGUUUGGCGCAUACCACAAAACUGUUCGCCAUUGCCCAGUUCCACAUGUUCUAUAUCUUCGCACUCUUCAGCGUCUUCAUCGACAACAACUCGCUCUACUCCUCUUUUGGCUUUUACGAUUCUCAUCCCAUCAUUAUCGGCUUCAUCUUGUUCUCGGACGCCCUCGCUCCAAUGGACGCCGUGGUGAAGCUUUUGAUGAAUGUACUCUCUCGAAAAUUCGAAUUCGAAGCCGACGCAUUCGCCACUAGAUUAGGGUACGAAAAGGAGUUGGCACGGAGUCUGAUCAAGUUGCAAGUGCAGAAUCUGAGUACUAUGGAUGCCGACUGGAUGUAUGCGAGUUAUCAUUACAGUCAUCCCAUUCUGGCGGAAAGAUUGGCUGCGCUGGGGUGGAAGAGUUCGAAGCCGUCAACAGCGAACGGCAAGGUCGUCGAGUUGGAUGAGAAAGUUGCCGAUUCGGAUGUGGUCAAGGCGAGCCAGAGGGAGCUGUGAUUACCAGUGUUUGUUCUCCUUUAUUGAAGGCGUACUUCUGUUGUUGACCGGGUAUGCCUCCCUUAUCGACUUGUCGACCUUCAACUCAGGUUACGAUCUUGAAGCAGCCGGAACGUAAGAGGCGGCGGACGUGGAGAAAGCAGGCUUGGCCCAUCGUUUGUCUCGGAAAGGCAGACGGAAGGCAAUGGAAUGGAAUUGCUAGAUCACAGUCGGCACGGAAUUCUGGCUCGCUUGCGGUCUGGAUUUGUCGAGCGAGUCUGUGUCUGUGAACGCAGACAGCGGAGUGGAACAACAGAGUCGAUUCGUGUCACAAUGAGGACGCAUCAUUCCAUAUGUCAUACUAGUUCAACAUCGGGGAAAGAGAGGGGGUCUGAAGUCACAGAUCUGAUGGCACAUGCCACCAAUCUAAGGUCCUCAGCCAUCCUUGCUCACAGCACACAGCAGCAGAGAUAUGCCGCUCAGGGUGCGGCUGCUACUCCAGAGAUUGAACACGCGAAAGGGGCUUCAAUUCCAGACCCGACAAUCGUACGUGUCGACUCUGCUGAAGUUUAAGAGGACCAGCACAUUAGUCCAGCGGCGUACCUCGAUUGGCAAUUGGACAGCCAGAUUCGCACAGACGAAGGAUAGCGAGGCACAAAAGGUGCCUUACAGUGUGCUCAAGAUCCAGUUCAGGCUUCAUGGAGAUAUAUAGCACCUCGACGACCAACUGCGUUCAUGAACUUGUCAAAGCUUGUGGAGUUGGCUGGAUGAUCCACGGUGCGUUUACAUUGACUCCGAGGAAACUAGACCCAGCUCUGCACGCAAAAGCAGGAUCAUCAGCGCCUAUUUUAGUAGAUAACGGUGGACUUUAUGCCUUUGGAGAGCGUAUGAUAUUGGAUGCUGGCUCCAUGGCCG
Messenger RNA from Cladophialophora immunda, 2377 nucleotides. RefSeq lists its product as uncharacterized. Gene Ontology annotation, cellular component: endoplasmic reticulum membrane. The record is from RefSeq and is a predicted model, not a curated record. Gene Ontology annotation, molecular function: metalloendopeptidase activity. The transcript is spliced from 4 exons. The coding region runs from base 65 to 1483 and encodes 472 amino acids. Gene Ontology annotation, biological process: CAAX-box protein processing. Lineage: Eukaryota; Fungi; Ascomycota; Eurotiomycetes; Chaetothyriales; Herpotrichiellaceae.